UAUGUUUCGGCAAAUGACGUGUUAGUUCCCAGAACUGAUUAUCAAACAGUAAACACAGCUUAUAUAAAUUGGAAGUGCAGUGGUAGCUAUAGAGAUAGUGAAAUCUCCAAUGGAUUGAAAAUGAAGUGAACAGCACUUCCCCCUUCGGCAUUCGACCUAAUCGUUUGCAACCAUGAAAAAGUUUCUAACGUUCCUGGCUAUACUUUGCACUGGUACUGCGAUUUACACCAAUAAGUUUGAAGCAACUGUUGGAUGCCAUCAGUAUGACGCAACCGGAGGUUACAAUGCCCCUCAUCCAUACUUUUCAACCAAAGCCUUCAGAAAUAUUGAAACUACAACAAAAAAUGUAACGAAACUGCGAUUAGGAGUACUGGCUCGUAACGAUGGUCAUAUUAGAUUAGCUCCAGUAGAAUAUCCGUUCAAUGAUACGAAGAUGAACGAAAUUGUACUUUCCGGUUGGGGUAACACUAAGAUCGAAGUUCGCCGUUACACUCGACAGAGUCAUCACACCCGUUCGGAAAGUCAAAUAUUACUGCAACAAGCUAGCAAUGGAUUGCUCUCUGAAUUUCGUCCACUGAUGUUUACUGUUGAAAUUCAACCUAAUGGAAUUGUUUCACUGACGAAGGAUGAUGACGUAGACCCUUUGCUGCAAUUCACGGAUACUGAAUUGUCGUUUCGGUAUAUAGGGUUCAGCAACUGGGAUGUCCCGGCCAUUUAUUUUUUCGAUUGUCCGCUGGAGCCCGAGCGGGCUGCAUGUGAUGGUGAUUUCUAGGAGUUGUACGCGAGGACGAAGGAUUUAAUACUUUUAGUGCAUAAAGGCUUUUUUUAAACUGGACAAUUGAGCCGUUGCGGAACAGAGUGGUCUGAAGACCAUUUUUUUCGAAAAUGAAUUUUUUGCAUAAACCGCAUCUACUCAAGAAGCUGAAGUUGGGAGAUUAAGAAAAUUUCGGAAAAUCGAA
Molecule: messenger RNA, 959 nt
Organism: Wyeomyia smithii (pitcher-plant mosquito)
Lineage: Eukaryota; Metazoa; Arthropoda; Insecta; Diptera; Culicidae
Exons: 3
Coding region: 173-772 (199 amino acids)
Source: RefSeq, a predicted model, not a curated record